GGCAUAAGAUCCACUAUCUUCUUGGAAUCAAUCCUAACAGGGGGUGGUUGGGGUCUAUUUCGUGGAAUAUUUCGUAGAUUACGUCAGGGUAAUAAGGAAUAUCCUUAUCCAACCGACAAAACAUCCACUCGGCUCUGCUCAUAGUAUCUUCAGAAACCUCGGGAAUAGGCUUACCGGUAAUUUUAGACAAAAGAAAAUAUUUCCAACGUGAAAUAGCGACCUGCUACAAGAAAAAAUAAAUCGCCAUCAAGUUCAAGGAAAUAACAAUGGCAUCUCUUUUAUACGGAGAAUUCUGUCUCAUUUAUAUGGCGGGAGAAAUUAAAACCACAGUUUGUUUUAUGCCGCCUAGCAAGAAAACAACGAGAACGGAGUUCGUGCUCUAAUUGAUGGUCGUCCUGAAGUUAAUAUGACUGAUAAAUAUGAAAGUAAACCUUUGUGUUAUGCCGUCCAACAAAGAAGCGAGAGUGUGGUUCUUGCACUGACUGAUGCUGGUGCUGAUGUCAAUAUCACUGAUGAAUAUGGUAAAACAGCUUUGUUUGAUGCCGUCCAGCAAACUAACAACGAGAGUGCGGUUCGUGCACUGAUCGAUGCUGGUGCUGAUGUCAAUAUCAUUGAUAAAUAUGGUAAUACUGCUUUGAUUAAUGCCGUCCUGCAAAGGAACGAGAGUGUGGUUCGUGCACUGAUUGAUGCUGGUGCUGAUGUCAAUAUCAUUGAUAAAUAUGGUAAAACUGCUUUGUUUUAUGCCGUCCAGCAAAGUAACAACGAGAGUGUGGUUCGUGCACUGAUCAAUGCUGGUGCUGAUGUCAAUAUCACUGAUGAAGGUGGUAAAACUGCUUUGUUUUAUGCCAUCCAGAAAGGUAACGAGGUUGUGGUUUGUGCACUGAUUGAGGCUGGUGCUGAUGUCAAUAACACUGAUAAACAUGGUAAAACUGCUUUGUUUUACGCCGUCCAGCAAAGUAACAUGGGUGUGGUUCUUGCACUGAUUGAUGCUGAUGCUGAUGUCAAUAUCAUUGAUAAAUAUGGUAAAACUGCUUUGUUUUAUGCCAUCCAGCAAAGUAACGACGAGAGUGUGGUUCGUGCACUGAUUGAUGCUGGUGCUGAUGUCAAUAUCACUGAUAAAUAUGGUAAAACUGCUUUGUUUUAUUCUGUCCAGCAAAGUAACAUGGGUGUGGUUCGUGCACUGAUUGAUGCUGAUGCUGAUCUCAAUAUCACUGAUGAAUAUGGUAAWACUGCUUUGUUUUAUGCCAUCCAGCAAAGUAACGACGAGAGUGUGGUUCGUGCACUGAUUGAUGCUGGUUCUGAUGUCAAUAUCACUGAUGAAUAUGGUAAAACUGCUUUGUGUUAUGCCGUCCAGCAAAGUAACGACGAGAGUGUUGUUCGUGCACUGAUUGGUAGUGUAGGUUGCAAAGAUAUUUAUGGCAGAACUGCACAUUUUUACGUCAACUUGGAAUAUUCAUCGUUAUUAAGAUGCCUUCUUGAGGCCGAAGGUAGUCGAUAUUUGAAGUUGAAGGAUAACUGUAAUGUAGAUAUUGUGUCAUUUCAUAUUGAAAAAUGGGUGUCAAGUACAGGGAUAUCUUUGCAUCAUUUCAAGGAUGAAAUCCUGGAUGUUCUUGCACAAAAUGGAAUUAAACAAGAACAUUUUGCUAAGGCAAUAGUAAACGUUAUAUUUUUAAAAUUUAUAGGCGGUUUUUUCGGGCCCAUCUUUCCUUCAAUAAAGCGGGUUAUAAGUUUAGGAGAACUUUAUUGUGAAUAUAUUGCUGAUAAGAGUUUGGAAAUGAAAGCGAAAGUGAAGAGAAUUUUCACGGGGUUGCUGGCGUAUGAUCUUCUAGAUAUAUCAGAAGCUCUCGAGUUACUCGUGGAAUUGGAUGUCGAUCCAGACAGCUCUGACUCAGAUGGGAACACAGUUCUUCACCAUGCAACCCGUUUACCAUUGUUGGGUGUACCUCAGGAAACAGUGUUGUAUUUCCUCAACCAGUUGGAAAGAUUUCAAGUACAAUUUAACAAAAGAAACCAUCRACAUCAAACACCCCUUUUGUUUUGUUUGUCCGCGGACAUGCAUAAGUUAACAGAURAAGCUUUUUCAUCAGCAGUCAAGACCCUGGUACAAGUCUGUAUAUUUCUAGUGAAACAGGGGUGCAAUACGAAUGAAACUUCAAAAAGUGGAGAGUCUGUUUUCCAUUUGAAAAUCAUGCUUUUUGAGAGAUGUUUGAACGUGAAAGAUGAGGCAAUAAGAGAGGACGUCCUACAAGAAGCUAUCGAGCUUCUACAGUUAAUUCCUCCUUGGAAAGUAGCAAUAGAAAACACCAUUAWCAAAGCUGAUUGCUUUAAUAACUCUCCACUACACCUUUGGGCAUCGCUUUCCUUACCAUCAUCUCAAGAUUACAUGAAAGGUGUCUCUAGAGAAGUUCMCACAUUCAAGGAACGCUUAGACGAAAUUCUAAAGUACCUCCUAAAAUGCGGAGCAAAGGUCAAUGCCAGAAAUGAUAAUGAUGAAACUUCCCUACAUUUGUGCAAAACAUGGACCGCUGUGAAGUUGUUGUUAGGUGCUGGAGCAAACCCAAAUGAUGUGGAUUCAUCAGGGCGUUCACCUCUCCUUGUUGCAGCUAAGCUGAAAAACUUUCGUUUAAAACCGGAUUAUUUUUAUCCUGAUGUUACAGAAGACCCAGAAGCCUUUUGGAGAAGUGCUCUCGAAAAAGGACUUGAUCCAUGGACAGCUGACAAGCUGGGCGAGUCUGUUUUGAGUGUUCUCAUUCAAUCAGAAGCUUUUAUUCUUGCUAGAGCGUUGGUUGAAGUUGCUUGCAAGGAAAACUACGCUACAAAUGAAGUCAAGCUUUCGUUUUUAAAUGUCAUUUGUAAAGAUGAAUCUCGGCAUACACAUUGGAAGACCAUUUUGGUGGAAGUCAUCCUUAAAUCAGCUAAUAAGAGUUAUCUUUCUUUGGAUUCACCACUUCGUCUUUGCUGUGAAAACAUUAAAAAUGGUAGGUUUGAUGAGAAGCCAGAUUCUUUUCAGCAAAAUCAAAAAGACGAGUCAAGCAAUGGUGAUGGGCAACCACCCUCAAAGAAAAGAAGAAAAGACAAGUCAUCAAAGAGAGAGGAAGAAAAAGAAGAGCCAAAGGAAGAACAAGUGACUAAUGAUUCUGUUCACUGUAAAAUUGCGAAACAGCUUCUUUCGUAUGACUCGUCUUCUGGGAAGUCUUGCCACGACAUUGCAAAAGAUUGCCCCUAUCUUGAAGAUCUUCUGACGAAACCCAUAGAAAUCGAUAAAAUUCCAAUUCUUAUUCCUUGGACCUCCGUUUCUAAGAAAUAUAACGGCAUACUGGCCAAAGUUGCUAGGCGACAAGAGUKUAAAAUGGUGGAUCAAAUUUGGUACCACASAGACCCCAUAGGAAGKGGAUCGUUUGGUGAUAUUUUUGCUGGAAUCAAUGAGAAGGAUGGAAGAGAAGUGGCUAUAAAACGCAUCGUAAAAUCGCGUAUGCAGCAACCACAAGACAUGCGAGAAAUAUUAAAUCUCACCGCUCUUGCUGACUGUGAACAAGUUGUUCGUUAUUUAUCUUUCUUUGAAGAUGAACACUUCUCGUACAUAAUUUUGGAACUGAUGGAGGGAAAUCUGCAGGAGUAUCUUAGURGACCCACAACUGAUGCCACCCAAUCCACUCUUCUUUGUARAGAUGUAGUUAUGGGRUUAAAGUUUUUACAYKAAAAAAAKRUYCUUCAUCGCGACCUYAAGCCUCAAAAUAUUCUUUAUAAASKUCAUCCAAAACYGUGUUUGAAAAUUGCAGACUUUGGUUUAAGCCGUAUUAUUGAUAGCGUGCCUACCACAGCAUAUGGUACAAAGCCUGCACCCAUUUAA
Actinia tenebrosa (Australian red waratah sea anemone) is the source of this 3850-nucleotide messenger RNA. RefSeq lists its product as uncharacterized. The record is from RefSeq and is a predicted model, not a curated record. Gene Ontology annotation, molecular function: ATP binding; protein binding; protein kinase activity. NCBI's taxonomy places the organism in Eukaryota, Metazoa, Cnidaria, Anthozoa, Actiniaria, Actiniidae. Gene Ontology annotation, biological process: mRNA processing; protein phosphorylation.